CGGCGGCGCUCAGUCUCGUCGGAACGGUCAGUGAGGUAGGAGGUUUUGUUCCCGUAAUAUUAGAGUGUCGCGUGCCGGCCGCACUGCGGCCGUGCCUCUUGCUCUUCUCGAACGGUCCAUACAACACGUCUCAAAUAAGAAGUGACGCGCAUCUUUUCACGCGUUUUAAUUUCUCCAACGUGGAAUCGUCGAGUAACCGUUCGAUUCACGGAGAAGUUGAUCGAGAUCGGCGGAUUUCGGUACUUUCGAAGCGUAAGAAGAGAUCGUAACUGAUGGAGGAUGACGUUCGAUGGAAAGCAAGAUCUGUUGGGUCGCAUCGUCGAGGAAUGGACAAGGUGCGAGGAGAACAAGCAACGCGUCGGCCUUGCACGCUAAUCGGACGAACGGCGGCAGGCUAGAAAUUGGCGAGAACAGGAAACGUUCGCGAGCUUCCGGAAACUUUGUUCGGCUCGAUCGCUCUAGGCUGGCUUGCUCGCGAAAUGGAUCGAUUCUCGUCAUCGCCGUCGAUGACGUCGUCAGCGUCGUCGCCGUCAGCGCCGAUGUCACCACCGCCGUGAUCGAACGCGAGUCGAAUUCGACGAUCCCGCAACAGACCUGCAAUCUCCAACACGGCGGGAGGACAGCUGAUCUUUGAACGAAGCCUCGCUCACCGUUGGCCGAUCACCGUCGCGCAUCAUGUUUGGAACGAAACUGCGCACAUGGAUGGAAGCACAUAUCGUGCGAUCGAAAAAGAAAAAGGACCGAAAGGGCAAGGGGGAAAAGGGUUUCGACUCCAAUUCCAAUUCUCCUCGAAACGGGUCUCACAGGUCUCCCGCGUUGCACCAAGUUCAUCCGGUAGAUUCGCCGUCGAGGAACGUGGACGAAAUUCGAUUGCACGGAGAGGAUGGUAAUCGGUGCGGUACCGUGACCGCGUCCUCUGGUACGUCCGCGGGCACCGGUAGCGUCAACCUCUCUUCUCCGGAAAGCGCCUACAGUACCGGAUACUCGACGGACGGUACCUCACCCGGGACCAGUUAUCCGCCGGAAUAUUACAUCAACAUCAGGACCGGAACCCAUUACUUUCAGAGUAACGCGAACGUCAAUGCCGGCACAGCCACAGGCAACUACAGUAACAACAACAACAACAACAACAACAACAACAACAACAGUAGCAGCAAGAACAAUAACAAUAAUAACAACGGCAGACCGAAGAAACCGAGCGAUUCGUCGGAUUUGCCGGUCGCCUCCGCUUCUUUGCUCUCAGGACGCAGCAGACAUGGAAGGUUCGAGGGCAACGUCGAACCUUCCGUUUCUGGCUGUGUCACGAUGUUCUCCGCGGCAACCACGACGAUGGACAAGUUGGGGAAAGACGUGGUUCGAUCCAACGAGUACGGGAGGACGAGUAAGAUCGGCGAUCGUCUUCCGCAAGAGGAUCUAUCGGUACAACGAUCGGCGCUACCGAAGGAGAGGCGGACCGAGGAAUCCUUCUCAGCGGAAUCUUCGAGGAGCAAUUUGACCGAGCCACCGCCGCCUUCCUCCAUACCGCCGCCAUUGCUCUCACCGACCGUUCAAUCGCCGCGCGAACGCUCGCGAAUCCGGACGAAUCCGUGGCUGUCGGCCAACUCUUCCGGCUCGAGUACCACCACCACCGGCUUCAAAUCGAGGUUGAAUAUCGACGAUACCAGCAGCGGUUCUGGCCUGAAGCUCACGGAGUCGUCUGGAAGCGCGAGUGACGUAAACGCGAGCAGCGCGCGAGUAGGACGAGCCAGAAGAGAAUCGAAACAGGAGAGUCUCAGCGCCGGAAGGAGUCCGAUAAAUCAAAAUUGGAGAAUAGCAUCUGGCAUGGAGAUUCGGCCAAAGAUAGCUUUAUCCGUGCAAAGACGCAACAGCAGCAGUAGCAGCACCAGUAGCGGCAGUAGCACUAACAGCAGCAGCAGCAGCAGCAGCAGCGACGGCGGUAGCAACGUAAGCAGCGUUGCCGGUAGCAACGGCACCGGCGGUAGUAGCAGCAACGACAACGAGGACGGAAAUAGGAACGGGAAUGAGAAGGAAAAUGGAAACGGAAACGGUAAUAGAAAAGGUUCGUCCGCGUCGUCGAUCACGCGAAGCGCCAGGUCAUCCGAAGACGAUAUCACCUUGAACGAGAUGAUGGGCAAAUUCGACGAAAGUUACGUUUACGAGAAGGAGACGGACAUUUUGUCGGACAGCGAUCCGACCGAUUGCGAGGACUACAUCGAAUCUCUGUCUGAUCUGGACGCCGUUAGAGACGGUGCCGAUGAAAACGAUCCUCUCGGCAACGAUGACUUCGACUAUAUCGACAACGGUUCGUUCCUCGAUCUCGACAAUCUCGAUUGCACCGGACGUUUCACCAACACCGGACACUGUACUUAUUUCGCGUUCGCCGGCGAACUCGCUCGACGGAGCAGCAGACUGCGUGAGUCGUUGAUGAAGCGAAGGAACAGGGACGACGCGGCGACGGCGGCCGCGGCCGCGAUGCUUCAGAGAACGAUCAGCGCGAAGAAUACCGCGAAGAAGCAAACAGCGCGACACAAGAAGCAACCAACGGACGAGAAGCAGCAGCAGUCGAGCGAAAAACGGAAAAAGAGAUGCUCGCAGCGCAGGAAACCGAAUUUCGACAAACGCGAUCCGAAUACCAGCGUAAUAGGAGGAGUCGUUGGUCGCAAUAACGACCGUAACGGCGACGACGACGACGACAACAACGACGAUGACGAAGAAACGGCGGCGAACUUGAACCGCGUGCUGGUCGAGAGAAUGCUGCUUAAAAACUCGGGCUUCAAUCAGGGUAGUAGAAGCGUCGGUGGUACACCGAUUUGUUUGCGUCGCAAGAAACAAAAUUGCGACGUGAACAAAAAUUUGUCACCGCUCCGAUCGACCGACGAACGAUCGUCUGCCGGCGGCCGGCUCGUCACCGGUGAUCUCGAUGUCGUCAAGAGACGUUCCAAUUCGGUGAGCUACGUGAACGGAAACCUCGUCAGGCGGCGGCUAACUACCACCGACAACAACACCUAUAUGGCAACGUUCGCCUCCGAGAUCGCUCUGAUCGAGGCCGAUAAGGAAGCGGACAAAAAGUAUCGAGAAUUGAUCCUCGAGGCAGAGAACAUUCUGGUGAACAUGCAAAAGAAUCAGACCAGCCUACCCAUCGUACCAUCGCCCUCCCGAAAGUUUCACAACGGACUGACGAACAAACGGGUCGAACUCAUCAAAAAUACAGAACUGAAUAUCGAACUUGCCCUCUCCAAGAGUAGAAACUCGCAGCCGGAAUUGCAGAGUGGCAGCAUCAGGGAUCUCGAGCAUACCAGUCCCAAGAGGCAGCAGUUCGUUCAACCAUGUUCCCCGAUGCGACGAUUCGUCGAGCGAAACGUUUCCCCACCGGUGCCCGGUGCCACGGCAGCCACGUGCCAAUCGACCUCGAUCAAAUGCACCAUCGACUCCCCUCUCGUUUCGAGAAGAAAGGCGACGGCGACGAUGAGCCAACGGCAGUCACCCGAUAAAAGUAUGCUUCGUUGCUUUCGGCCGAGAGUUUACGAGAAUCAGGAUCCCGACGACUACGAUGGACGGCGAGUGAACACGAUGAUGGCGUCCACGACCGAUUCACCAUCGACGGUGACAAUGUUCAAUUGCAACGGUAUCGUCGGUUCGGAUCAGUGCGCCACGCGCUCUCGAACUUGCCCUUACCUCGUCGACAGGCCUCGCUGCGCCUUUUUAUCGCACACAGAUUCUUUCCCCGGAAUAAGUCGAAGAGAACUUCGCACCUCGAGAUCGUCGCUCAACGCCGUAACCAAGGAGGAGGGAGUAACGUCGAGUUCCUCGGACUCGGAGGACAGAUGCGACGUCAGGAGGCGAGCACCUCUAAUGACUUUCAGGUCAGUCGAUAUGGGUCCCAUAAAAGAAGGAUCCUCCUAUUGCCCGCAAAGCGAGCCGGUCAAAAGGAAAGUGUACGCAGGCAGUGCUACCUAUGGCAGGAUACAAAAAACUUUAGGGGAGCACGUCACGUUGAGAAAUUCGGACGGGGAUACCGCCACCGACGAUACCGAUGAUUCGAGGAGAUCUCUGAAAGAGAAAGUGGCUAGGCUUCGACAAGAACGGUUGGCCGCAAACGCGUCCGUAAACGCUCAGGAUUCGCAGAUCUUCCAGCAUCAAUUGUCCCGACUGCGAAGGCAAAUGCUGAUGCAAACGAUCGAGGGCCUGAAGCGAAGUCUCGAGGAUCAGUCCGCGACUUUGAAGCAGACGUGUUUGGAACCGGUAAUGACCGAUCGAUUGCCCUGAACCGAUCGCGAAAUCGAAAAGAAUCGACAUCUCCUCGUAAAAUUGGCUCGCGAUCGGCGAAUCCGGCCGGUCGUGUCGCUGUGGAACAAUCACGACGACGACAACAACGACGACGGCGACGACGAUUCGCGCAUCGAAGAUCAUCGAGCGACGAUCCGCGACCAACAACUUAGGCGCGGCGCACGGUUACGCUCUUCUUCGUGUAACGUUCUGCCGAAUUAUAACAUGUGAUGCCCACGAAACGCGUCGAGUCACCGUGAAACGACGAUGAUCGACGCGAACUAGCCGAAUUUCUAUCUAUCUAUUCGUUUAGAAGGGAAUCGAUCUAUUUUUCUGCCUGUUUAUACACGGUAAGGGAGUCAAAAUUAAGAAUAUGAAAUAUUUUCUGGGCAUUGUUCUCGCGUUUUUUGCUCGACGUGUUAAAAAUGAUUACGCCGCCGCGACUGUACGUGAUCCCUUCGAGUCGUUUCAGGAAGAAUCGCAUCCAGUGGAACAAAACCGAGAAACGUCUUUUUCAAUUUGCCGUUCUUACGAUCAAUUUGCUCUUAUCGCGAUUCGUUUUCUUUGUCUUUUAUUUUUUCUUUUUUUUUUUUUCAAUUUGUCUUUUAACUUAACGAUCACAAACGAUUCGCGUACUUUCACGGGCCUAUUCGUAGAUUAAUUCUCGCGUCGACAGCAUCCACCGGUAUCCCAAUUUUCUCGUACAUAUACAUAUAUUAAACUCGUAAUGUUCCUAUUUCUACUUCAUACUUGCUACUUCCGAAGAUAAACUGUCAAAGUCACAACGGACUAGGAGCAAAGUUGUCGUCGAUUCCGUCGGUCGGUCGGAACAAACAUUUCCCGUUAGUAUACCAAAGAUAAUAAUCUAGCACGGUAGUAUAGAAUCGUUUAGUUGAUAAUAGCAUCAUAUGCUAUAUAGACGUUCAUAAUAUUAGAAAGCUACUACUAGAACGUUUUCUUCUGAGUUUCGUAGAAAAAUGAUAUUGAUUCGCGUGGAGAAAUCGUCGAGAGAUCUUCCAAGAUCGUCAGAAUCGAAUUCUUACCGUCGACGAUCAGUUCGAUUCGUUGCAUAAAAUAUAAUUCUGUUUCGCUGGUUCGGCGCCGAUGAUAUUCAACUCUGACGGUCUAAUAGACGAAAAAUACUUUCAGUCACGGUGAUAUUUUUGUGAGAAUAGACUGAUAGCGUUAUCGACAUAUUAUAUCUUUAGACUUAAGCGUUCGAUGACAAUUAUUUCUUUGUGAUUUACAUAUACGUUUCGAGUUCUCUCUCUCUCGGUAAGAGACGACAGUUCGUAAUACGCGCACAAUAUUUAUGUUUGUGUUAGAUGUGCUAGAGACCAUAGUAAAAGAUGUUAGAGAACAAUAGUGGUAGCGAAUACUAGUACGCUAGCUAGUUAGCCAGUUAUCGACUAUACAAUGUCGUAAUAUCGUUUUUUUUUUUUUUUUUUUUUUUUUUUUUUUUUUUUUUUUUUUUUUUUUUUUUUUUUUUUUUUUGAUCCUCUCUUGUGAUUUAUUUUGCCCGUUUCGUUGGGCACUGUGAUUGCAACUUUCUUAGCCAGUUUUAAAGUUAACGCCGUAACACGUGAAAUACCUAUUAAUUUCACAGUGAAUCACGGUUGGCUCAGGUCAAUUCAUUCGCAACUUUUAUACCCGAUACGUGUGUAUCUAUACACUUGUAUACAUAUACACACAUAUAUGUAUAUAUGUUUAAUUUUUCGUUCGAGAAGAUUUAAUUUCUACUUUAUUUUUACUUUAUACAAGUAAACGAAUAUUGUUAUCAUCAUUGCCAUCAUCAACAUCGUCAUCAUCGUUAUUAUCAUCAUUGCCAUCAUCAACAUCGUCAUCGUUAUUAUCAUCAUUGCCAUUAUUAUUAUGACUAUAAUUUUCUUACGCGGAGAAGCUCGUUCCGGUCUGAAUUAGCGUAAACGUGAUAUGUCAAGUAUAUGCUGAUACGUUACUACGAAAAUUUCCUAACUGAAUAUUGUUGUUUAGUAUGACAACUUUAUAUUACUAUUAUCACCAUCAUCGUCAUCGUCAUUCGUCAUUAUCGUUACUAUUACUAGUACUAUUAUUAUUGUUUAGCAGUAUCAUCGUCAUCGUCUUUAUGGUUUUCAUUACCUUAACUAAUUAAGUAGACCGAAACAUUCCGAAGGUAAGUACGCACUAAAGAACGAGUUCUAAUCGCAUAGCUGACUAGUCUUGUUCAAACUCUUCUAUGGCUUGUUGAUUGGUUAACGAAUAAAAUUUUCAACCUCCCCCCUGCUAACGCGCAAUGCUAGUCACCCGGUUAUUCAGGUGCAGGGUAUAAUCGGCAAUUUUCAAUCAACUUGGAAGAGUUAUAAAAUUAUUGUUGCAAAUUUCCUCUGUACUAAACCAUUUACGAGGUUAAAUGGUCUUUUUUUAUAUGAUUAUGAAUAAAUUAUAUUACGUCGUUGGAAA
Molecule: messenger RNA, 6705 nt
Organism: Bombus huntii
Lineage: Eukaryota; Metazoa; Arthropoda; Insecta; Hymenoptera; Apidae
Product: probable serine/threonine-protein kinase DDB_G0278845
Exons: 9
Coding region: 676-4266 (1196 amino acids)
Source: RefSeq, a predicted model, not a curated record